AUGACAGGAAAUAACAAUAUAAAUCAAUAUGUAAAUAAAAAACCGGUUGAACUAGUUCAAGAAUUAGAAAAAUAUGAAAUUAAAAAGUCUUCUUUAUCUCUGGCUGCUCGGAGUAAAGUAAAUAAUAAAAGUGGCAGUAAUUAUUUAAGUGAGAGUAAGAGUGAUUAUGGACCUUGUAAAAAUUCCCUUUGUGGUUGUAGUUGUUCUUCAUAUACAUGUGAUUGUUCUAGUGAUACUAUACGAUUUGGAGGGACUGGUUCUAGUCUUGGAGUUUAUGGUAGAAAAUCAGUAAAAGAAACUGACCCAAUGAAUUGGGACGAGUUAGCGUUGAAAGCGGUGGGAGCAAAAGAUGAAGAAGUGAGUGGGCAAUUUAGUGCUUCGGCAUUCGGUUAUAAAGAUAGAGACGGCGAACUUAAAAUUUUAAGUGGCACAGCCGGCGGUGAAAUUGGUAGGGGCGGCAUCAAGGGCAAACUAAGUGCCGACUUGUAUAAUGUUAAACAUGAUGGGGUUCAAGUAAGAGUUGGAAUUGCUGCCGAUACGGGUAUAUCAGUUGAGGAUGGUUUGGAAGUUAAAGCCGCUGGUUUUGGUUUUAGUGUUGGAAAGCAAACCGGAAUAAGCACUCCGAUUGGUGAAGUAAAAGUUGACACCGAGGACUGCAUUAUUCAAUAA
Molecule: messenger RNA, 669 nt
Organism: Funneliformis geosporum
Lineage: Eukaryota; Fungi; Glomeromycota; Glomeromycetes; Glomerales; Glomeraceae
Source: the annotation of a GenBank genome assembly